AUGUCGACCCGCGACUUGCUCUACGGCGGCGACUCCGAGUCGGACGACGACAACUUCAACCCAGCGCCGGCCGACAUGUCUGACGAGGAGGGCGACGACGACGGCGACGUUGAGCCCAAGGCUGGCAGCUCCAGCCCGGCACCACGCCACGGAUCCUCGUCACGGCGCGCGGUGGAUGACGACGACGAAGACGAAGAGGACAGUAAUGUGCGGCGACGCCGCCGGCAGGACGACGACGAUGAUGAAGAAAACGAUGGAAACAGCGUCAAAGCAGACGGCGACGACGCCAAGGCAGACCCUGGUGCACGGCGGCGAUCCGUCGACGACAACGACAACGACGACGACGACGACGAGGACGAAGGCGCGGACAUGAGAGAAAAGAAGCGGAGUCGCAACGACGACGACGACGACGAGGAGGAUGACGAGGUGGAUGAGGAAGAGGACGAGGAAGACGAAGACGAAGACGAGGACGACGAGGACGAUGUCCAGUCAUCGAGGCACCGCCGCAAGCGUCAUAAGCGCGACAGCCGGGCCGCCUUCUUCGAUAUCGAAGCCGAGGUCGACGACGAGGACGAGGGCGAGGACGACGAAAAGGAGGGCGAAGAGAUAGGAGACUUCAUCGACAAUGCCCACCCCGACGACGUCGAGGAGCGCGGCCGCAUGAACGACGACCGCCGCCACCGCGAGCUCGACCGCCGCCGCGAGCUCGAGCAGAGCCUGGACGCCGAGAAGCAGGCCGAGAUCCUGCGCCAGCGCUACGGCAACCGCCGCCCGGCCAAGGGCCUGGGCGACUCUGCCGUCGUGCCGCGCCGCCUGCUCCUGCCGAGCGUCGAAGACCCGAGCAUCUGGGCCGUGCGGUGCAAGGAAGGCAAGGAGCGCGAGGUGGUCUUCUCCAUCAUGAAGCGCAUCGAGGAGCGCCUCGGCACCAAGGACGAGCUGGGCAUCACGGCGGCGUUUGAGCGCGGCGGCGCGCAGUCCGUCAUGAAGGGCUACAUUUACGUGGAAGCCCUGCGCCAGACGGACAUUAUGACGGCGCUCGACGGCAUGCUCAACGUGUACCCGCGCAACAACCUGAUCCUGGUCGAGAUCAAGGACAUGCCCGACCUGUUCCGCGUGACCAAGACGCCGACGCUCGAGCCCGGCGCGUGGGUGCGUCUGCGGCGGCCGCUCAAGUACUCGGGCGACCUGGCGCAGGUGCUCGACGUCACCGAGAACGGCCUCGAGGCGCGCGUGCGCUUCAUUCCGCGCCUCGACUACGGCGUGCGCGACGAGCAGCUGGCGGCGGUCAAGGGCGCCAACGGCGGUAAGGCGGCGCGGCGGCCCCCCGGCGUGCCCGGCCCGCGCCCGCCGCAGCGGCUAUUCAGCGAAGUCGAGGCGCGCAAGCGCGGGCCCAAGAACAUCAUGGCGCACGCGCAGCCCAACACGUGGACGUACAACGGCGACUACUUUGAGAACGGCUUCCUGACCAAGGACGUCAAGCUCCAGAUGCUGGUCGUCAAGGACGUCAACCCGACGCUCGAGGAGGUGACCAAGUUUGCGCUGGGCGCCGAGGACGGCACCGAGAACCUGGACCUCAAGGCGCUCGCCGCCAGUCUCAAGGACAGCAACGCCAACGUGACGUACGUGCCGGGCGACGUCGUCGAGGUCUACGAGGGCGAGCAAAAGGGCGUCAUCGGCCGCGCCGCCAACAUUGUGGGCGACAUUGUCACGAUUGACGUGACGGACGGCGAGCUGCGCGGCACGACGAUCGAGGCGCCGACCAAGGGCCUGCGCAAGCGGUUCCGCGCGGGCGACCACGUCAAGGUCAUUGGCGGGCGCUUCCGCGACGACGUCGGCAUGGUGGUCAAGAUUGACGAGGACCGCGUCACGCUGCUGACGGACCAGAGCAACACGGAAAUCACCGUCUUCAGCAAGGACCUGCGCGAGGCCAGCGACACGGGCGGCCAGGGCGCGCUGGGCCAGUACUCGCUGCUGGACCUCGUGCAGCUGGACCUGUCGACGGUCGGCUGCAUCAUCAAGAUCGACCGGGAGUCGCUGGUGGCGCUCGACCAGAACGGCGACAAGCGCACGAUUAUGCCGUCGCAGAUUAGCAACUUGCUGCCAAAGAACAAGAUGGCGGUGGCGGCGGACCGCAACGGCUCCGAGAUCCGCCUCGACGAUGUCGUCAAGGAGUACGGCGGCAUGCAGCGCCAGGGCAAGAUCAUCCACAUCCACCGCUCGUACCUGUUUAUGCACAGCAACUCGACCACGGAAGAUGCCGGCGUGUUUGUCGCGCGCGCCAGCAAUGUCAGCACGGUCGCGGCCAAGGGCGGCCGUGUGAGCGCGACGGCCGGCGGGCCCGACCUGAGCACGAUGAACCCGGCGAUGAAGCGCAACGGCCAGGGCGGCCCCGGCAGCAUGCAGGCGCCGCAGCGCGUCAUGGGCCGUGACCGUGCGCUCGGCCAGACCGUGACGAUCCGCCGCGGCGGCUACAAGGGCCUGCUGGGCAUCGUCAAGGACACGACAGACCUGCACGCGCGCGUGGAGCUGCACACCAAGAGCAAGAUCGUGACGGUGCCCAAGGCCGACCUGAUUUUCAAGGACAAGUUGACGGGCCGUGCCAUUGAUAUCAACAGCCGCGGUGGCCGGGGCGGUGCUGCGGGCGGCUUCGGUCGCGGCGGCAGCAGCAGCAGAAACGGCUUGCCUGCACCGGCAUGGGAGAGCGGCGGACGUACACCGGCGGCUGGCGGUCUCGGCGACCGGACGCCGGCCUGGGGCAUGGCCAAGGCUAACAUGACGACAGCUUCUUCACACACACCGGCAUGGAACCGCAACGACGCGGCUGGUGCGCGCACACCCGCCUGGGCCGCCGACGGUUCGCGGACGGUCAACCCGUACGACGGCAGCCGGACAGCCUACGGCUCAGGCUCGCGCACACCUGCCUGGAACUCGGGUGCGAAGACGCCGGCGUAUGACGGCUUCGGCCAUGGUUCCAAGACACCUGCGUGGGGCGGCAGCGGCAGCGGGGGCGGCAGCAGCAGCGACGCAUGGGGCUCGGGCUCCAAGACGCCGGCCUACGGUGUGUCCGCACCCACGCCCGGCGCGAGCGGCAACGACUCCUGGGGCUACACCCCUGGUGCCAGCGGGUCCGCCGGCGCGGGAUACGAUGCGCCGACGCCUGGUGCCGGUUUGAGUGCGCCGACACCCGGGGCGCUCAACGCGCCGACGCCCGGUGCCUACAGUGCGCCUACGCCGGGUGCGGCUCUCAGUGCACCGACGCCUGGCGGCGGCUGGGCGGGCGGCUGGGGUGCAGACUCGGCGCCCACACCCGCGGCGGGUGCGCCGACGCCCGCUGCUGGGGGCGGCUACUACGGUGCGCCAACGCCGGCCGCAUAUGGCGGCGCGCCCGAGACGCCGGCUGCAAGCGGCCCGCGGUACGCCGACGACGACUAG
Messenger RNA from Sporothrix brasiliensis 5110, 3432 nucleotides. Its product is annotated as transcription elongation factor SPT5. The record is from RefSeq and is a predicted model, not a curated record. The transcript is spliced from 3 exons. Gene Ontology annotation, molecular function: mRNA binding; protein binding. Lineage: Eukaryota; Fungi; Ascomycota; Sordariomycetes; Ophiostomatales; Ophiostomataceae. The coding region runs from base 1 to 3432 and encodes 1143 amino acids. Gene Ontology annotation, cellular component: DSIF complex. Gene Ontology annotation, biological process: regulation of transcription by RNA polymerase II; transcription elongation by RNA polymerase II; regulation of DNA-templated transcription elongation.